UGCAUCUCACUCCAACCUACGAUUCACAACAUGCCUGACAUCCCGGCAGGAGACCACAGGGCAUACAUGCGGCUCGCCCUCGAGCAGGCACAGAAGUCGCCACCGAAACCAACCAACUACCGCGUGGGAGCCAUCCUAGUGGACUCGGCCGCAAACGAGAUUCUCGCGACUGGUUACACACUCGAGCUCCCGGGCAACACUCACGCAGAGCAGUGUUGUUUCAUCAAGUUGGCUCAGAAGCAUGGCGUUGCCGAAGAAGAUCUCAAAAAGAUCUUACCUCCUAAGGUGGUACUCUACACGACGGUUGAACCCUGCUCGAAACGGCUGAGCGGGAACCUGCCGUGCGUCGAGAGGGUGCUCCGCCUGGCUGGGUCGAUCCGGACAGUGUAUGUUGGCAUCAUGGAGCCGGAGAAGUUUGUGUCUGAGAACACGGGCAAGAAGAGCCUGGAAAGUGCCGGCAUCUCGGUUGUUCAUGUCGAGGGCCUGGAGAAAGAGAUCCUGGAUGUCGCCACUGCCGGCCACAUCAAGAGCUGAGCACAAGUGAAACCGCUAGCGACUGCGGAAAAGGCUCAUCGUCAACCCCUUCGGGCUGAGUUUCAGGGACCAGAAGAGGUGACUGCUACAACAGUUGAUGGUUGGGUUGUGCUUCAGUGCGGAUGGGAGCCGAACUACGAGACCCGGCGGAAAGAACUCAUAGCUCUGCGCUUCCGCAUUGCAGCGUUCUGGGGCGGCUCCGGUAAAGCAGUACGGACAUGUAUAUAUAGUGUAGGCGGGGGCUUACCAUGGGGAUCGUACACCGCCGCGGCUGGUUUAGACGGAGGAACUACAUCUCUUCACAGAGCUCGUUCCUAGGUGAUUUGCAGCGAUCCGAGACUGCUACCAGCCGCGGCCAUUGAAGGCUUCUAGCCAAGGGCAUGUAGAAGCCAAGGAGCGCAUCCUCCUAACUUCUCUGCAUUCAACCGCGAGAACCUCAACUGGAAGAAACGAUGUAUAUCUAGAAUUGACGGACUUUACUACUCA
Molecule: messenger RNA, 1020 nt
Organism: Chaetomium strumarium
Lineage: Eukaryota; Fungi; Ascomycota; Sordariomycetes; Sordariales; Chaetomiaceae
Product: cytidine deaminase-like protein
Exons: 1
Coding region: 31-534 (167 amino acids)
Molecular function (GO): diaminohydroxyphosphoribosylaminopyrimidine deaminase activity
Source: RefSeq, a predicted model, not a curated record